This is a messenger RNA of Cetraspora pellucida, 922 nucleotides long. The record is from the annotation of a GenBank genome assembly. Lineage: Eukaryota; Fungi; Glomeromycota; Glomeromycetes; Diversisporales; Gigasporaceae.
CAAAUAAUGGAAAUUUGGUUACCUACAGCGGAUUCGAAUAAAUUAAUAUCUAAUCUUGGACGUAUCAAGAACAAUAAAGGUGUGAUUUUAAAAGGAAAUGUUUGCAAAAGAAGUGGUUAUAUACGGAUUGACUUAAGCAUUAAUAGUAUUCGUACAUCAACUGGCGUCCAUAUCUUAGUUGCACAAGCCUUCAUCUCUAACCCAGAAAAUAAGCCUUACGUUAACCACAUUAACGGCAUCAAACAUGAUAAUUGGGCUGUUAAUUUAGAAUGGGUAACUCCUAAGGAGAAUGCAGAACGUAAAGUAUUUCCGAAUCGUGGUCAUGGUAGCUCUAGGAGUAUCGUGCAGAAAACAUUAGAUGGAAAUGUUAUUCGGAUUUGGAAUUCUAUUCGCCUUGCUGGUAAUACUCUUAAAGUUCUUGAAAAUAAAAUUUCGGAAUGUUGUAACAGAAAACGAGAUACUGCUGGCGGUUGGUGCUGGACAUAUUAUGAAAAUUACAUAGAACCAGAUUCCAAUGAAGAAUGGAAAGAAAUAGAGAUUGAUUCGCGAAAGUUUAGAGUUUCAUCCUUAGGCAGAAUUCAGCUUCCAAAUGGCGUAAUCACCCAGGGAUCUUUGUAUGCUGGCUAUUACCGAAUUGGUCAUGUUCACAAAUAUCGUGUUCAUCGUUUGGUGGCUUUAGCGUUCUGUCCAAAAGAAGAAGGCAAAGAAUUUGUAAACCACAUUGAUGGCGAUUCCACCAAUAACAAAGCAUCUAAUCUCGAAUGGUAUACACCAAAAGACAAUUUACAACAUGCAGUGCGUCUCAGGCCUCAGGAUGGUUGGAUGCGUCAACGUGCUGUCAAGCAGAUUUUUGAUGAUGGGUCUUUUCGAGAAUUUCCAUCCUUAAUUGAAGCACAACGCAUAACUGGGAUUGAUCAAUCAA